AUGGAGGAGAAUAAGCGUCCCAGGGUAACUUCAUUAGAAGACUUGAAGUUAGAAUUUGUCGAGAAACGCCGUAAAAAAUAUUUAAGACAUUUGGAAUUCUUCUCCACUUUUACACAAACUCAUCAACCAACUACUUCCAAUGAUCAGUAUACACCCUUAAAUUAUGAAAAUACAACUUUAAAUGGUGACAAUUCACCUUUAAACGAUGAUAAUAUUGAGAUAAAUAAUGAUAAUGUAGUAUUAAAUGAUGAAAAUGAUCAUGUUAAUGAAGAUAUUGUUCAGUUGAAUAAUGUUACGAAGUUAAAUGAAAAUAUAACAAAGUUAGGUGAGCCUUUGGAAUUGAAUCAAUUGCUGAGGUUAUCCGGUGGAAUAUGUGAAAUAUUGGUGUUUCCAGAGUUUAUAACUUGUUCGGACAGUUUAAUUAGUGAGGAGAUUAAUCAGAUAAGGAACAGUUUGUUCUUUGUAAGGCCCGAGGGUUCGAGGGUCUUGAUACACAUUAACAACUAUACCGCUUCAGUACAUAAUAAGCAAAAUUACAUUAGGCAUGUUUUUAGUACUGAUAUUAAGGGCCCAACAAUUUUAGACUGUGUUAUUCCCAGCCGUUUAAUGAGCGAAUUACCAAAUUUCAUGGAUAAAACUGCUAAUAACACAGAUGUUACAGUUGUAUACUAUAUAAUUGACAUAUUAAUGUUAAAUGGACACAUACUAACGACUUCAGAUUUAGAAUGUAGAUUAUUCUUUCUAGACUCAAUUUUUAUAUUAUUGAAUUCUGUAUUUAGAUUAGAUGAAUUGAACAGUGAUUCUAAGAUAUUGUUUAAAUUUGUAAAGUAUUAUCAAGUUAAUUUUGAUCAGUUAAACAAAACAUAUCAAAGUAUUAUGAAUAAGGAAUUUGAUUAUGAAACUGAUAGUAUAAUAUUCGUCAAUAAGAAUUCUAAUUACAUUGGAGGUUACAAUCCCAAUUGGUUAUGUUACAAAGAUUACAAUAUUAAUAAAUAUUGUUUAUGUGAUAAAGUAAUUUGUAAAGUUUAUAACAAAUCCGGUAAUCUAUAUACACACGAUAAUGUAUUAAUCGGCAAAUCAAACUAUGGUUCUAAACACAAAAUCCUCAGUUAUACCAUUAUAGUAUAUUAUAUUAAUAUAAUUUGUUUUAGUAUAUUGAUAAUGGAUAUUGAAGAUUUGAAGAUUAGUUACAAGAUAAUUUCUCACUCCAAGUGGUACAAAAGUACUGACACUCUGAGGAAGAUUUACGUUAAUUUCAUUAACCGAAAGCCCGGAAAUGACAACUUUAAUAAGUUGCUCCAGUCACUGUCAAAUGACUAA
Theileria annulata is the source of this 1320-nucleotide messenger RNA. RefSeq lists its product as uncharacterized. The transcript is spliced from 5 exons. Bases 1 to 1320 code for a protein of 439 amino acids. The record is from RefSeq and is a predicted model, not a curated record. NCBI's taxonomy places the organism in Eukaryota, Apicomplexa, Aconoidasida, Piroplasmida, Theileriidae. Gene Ontology annotation, cellular component: nucleus; cytoplasm. Gene Ontology annotation, molecular function: DNA ligase (ATP) activity; ATP binding. Gene Ontology annotation, biological process: DNA recombination; DNA repair; snRNA import into nucleus.